This is a messenger RNA of Trametes versicolor FP-101664 SS1, 1684 nucleotides long. RefSeq lists its product as uncharacterized. NCBI's taxonomy places the organism in Eukaryota, Fungi, Basidiomycota, Agaricomycetes, Polyporales, Polyporaceae. The coding region runs from base 8 to 874 and encodes 288 amino acids. The record is from RefSeq and is a predicted model, not a curated record. Gene Ontology annotation, cellular component: ribonucleoprotein complex; nucleus; cytoplasm. The transcript is spliced from 8 exons. Gene Ontology annotation, molecular function: mRNA binding.
CACCAUCAUGGCACGCCGUCUCUACCUUGGAAGACUCCCCCCGGAUGUCCGCAGCGAAGAAGUCUCGAAGUUCUUCGACGGGUAUGGUCGCAUCGUCGACUGUCGCGUCAUGACAGGCUUUGGUUUCGUUGAGUUUGAAAGCUCCCGCGACGCAGAGGACGCCAUGCAGAACUUCAACGGGAAGAACUUCAUGGGUUCCAACAUUGUUGUCGAGUUCGCGAAGGAAACACGUCCCCGUCGCGACCCAUACGACGCCGAUCGUGCUGUGCGCGCCAGACGACCUCCCGGCUUCCGCGUUAUAGUUUCUGGGAUUUCACGUGACACCAGUUGGCAGGACCUCAAAGAUUUCGGUCGUGAAGCCGGCAGUGUCUCUUACGCUGACAUCGAUCGCGACAACCCGGGCGAAGGUAUCCUUGAAUACCUCUCCCGUGAGGACUCGGAGCGCGCAGUCAAGGACCUGGACGGUCGCGACCUCCGUGGUCAGUCAGUCCGUGUCGCCAUGGAUCGUGAGCGUGGUGGUGCAGAUGACCACCGCCGGGAGCCCCGCCGUGAUGACCGCCGGGACGACCGGUAUGCUCGAGACGACCGUUACCGUGAUGAUCGUUACAGAGACGAUCGAUACAGGGAUGACCGCCACAGGGAUGACCGCGGCGGCUACCGCAGGGAACGCUCCAGGUCGCCUCCUCGCCGUGGUGAAGUCGAUGAUCGUCGCCCCAGGUCUCCACCUCCCAGGAGGGAUGUUGAAGAAAGAAGGCCUGCAGGGGACGAUGUGGACAGGCGCAGAGACGACCGUCGCCGGGACGAGAAGGACGAUCGGUAUGACGACAGGCCCCCGAGGCACGCCGCCAACGGAGACAGCGGUUGGGCGCGCUGAGAGGCCAUGGUUUUCCGGAUGGCCGGUUGUCCGUUUUCGGUGUGGACCACGAAUUCUUCCCCAAAAGGCGUCUUGGACUGGAUCUCGCAUCGCGUCGAAUAUGUUUCUGCUGUAUGGACAGGUGCCCUGUACUUCGAGCUCGGAGGUUAUCGCGCUAUGACCCUCGUUCGCAUUGGCGCUUCCAGGUCCCCCUGAGGAUAUCCCUCCUAUUGUGCGCACGGAGCCCCUGCGCUGGCCUUCCUUCCGUAUCAAGAGGACGGGGGACCUGGUCCGUUGGCGUCCCAUCAAACCUGUGUUCUCCGUGCCAUGUUCACGAGGUCCGUUGGUCGAUAUGGCUCCCGGGAUUCGAGGAGGUCGACGCAAUUUCACGGAUGGUAUUCGCUUAUCGGAGUUCGUUAAGGCGCUUGCGGGACUCGCCGAGGAGGACCCCAUUUUUGGACGUCGGCUGUUUUGUGGGCGUAUGUGGGCGCGCAAGACUUUCGUGCGAACGUUCGUCGACGCUGUCCAGGAAUCCAGGCCGUUGGAGCUUGCUUCGUCCCUGUAGCAAGGCGACUGCCAUCGAAGCCACCCAUGGCUCUCAUAGCACGUAAUUCAAAACGUCGAGCGCUCUGGCGGGGGUACACGCACAGGACGGCCGAAACUUUGAGCCAAGCAGGAGGUCCGACUGUAUGCAAGUCCUGUGCUUCUUCCUCAAUGGCUACGAGAAAGGUGCGUGCAAUCAACUCAGGUCUGUGUUCCAGCCGAGUCCAUGUUGUCCGCUCGCAUGUAUUUGACCGGCUGUAUCGUGUACAUAUGAAUCGCAUAUCUAUC